CCGACAGCAGCAGCGGCAGCACGUGCACCGCAGGACCCGCGUUCAAGUCGGUCUUGGCCAAGUAUCCGCACAUGUCGCUAUCGCUGUCGCCGCCGUUCAACCGGCGCCGGAACUUGCCGUCGUACAGAGGACGUUGUAGCCUGUCUGAACCACAUGAAUCAGAAUUGUUCAAAAGCGUCGCCGACAACAACCCUGAAGACUUAUUAAAAUCAUCAGACUCGGACCUGGACGAGCCGUUGGACUAUAAAGAGAAUUCCUAUUUUCCAGUCCGUGUGGGAUCCGUCAUCAACGACCGUUAUCACAUAAUAAAGAAGCUGGGUUGGGGCCAUUUCUCUACCGUUUGGCUCUCUUGGGACGACGUGGCUCACAACUUUUCAGCACUCAAGGUAGUGAAAUCCGCAGUUGAUUACACAGAAAGUGCGUUGGAUGAAAUUCGAAUGUUAAAAAGCAUUUAUCGUCAUCGGGAUUUGGAUACAAACCGUACAAAGAUCAUUCAGUUAUUCGACGAUUUCCGAAUAGACGGUUUGCGGGGUAUGCACGUGGUCAUGGUGUUCGAGGCAUUGGGGCCCAAUUUGCUUAAGCUCAUCAAGAGGACCAAUUACCAGGGGAUACCGUUAUACUUGGUAAAACAUAUCAUCAGACAAGUCUUGCAAGGGCUGAAAUACCUUCACGAGACUUGUCACAUAAUUCACACAGACAUCAAGCCCGAGAAUAUAUUGAUUUGUGCACAACACCAAUAUAUAAAGCUAACAGCCGAAAACAGUUGCAAGCAGAUGUCUAUACUGAGCUUACGCAACAGAAAAUGUGAGAAAAAUAACGCCGAUGAAAGAUUACAGGGUAAUUAUCGAUUAGACGGAAUUCGAUCGGAACAAUCGUUGGAUAUGGAAAGCGAGAGUUAUGCCGAAUCAAAUUGUUAUUUUAGAAAAAUUAGUAAAUUCAAAAAAUUAUACGAAUUGUUGGACGAUUUGGGAAGUGUAAAUAUCAAAAUAGCUGAUCUUGGUAACGCUUGUUGGGAGGAUAAUCACUACACAGAAAACAUUCAAACACGCCAAUACCGAAGUCUGGAGGUUCUCCUAGGUGCUGGAUACGGCACACCUGCCGACAUUUGGAGCACAGCUUGUCUGGCUUUUGAGUUAGCUACCGGUGACUUUUUAUUCGACCCCCACUCUGGGGCCACUUACAACAAAGACGAAGACCAUAUAGCCCACAUAAUCGAGCUCUUAGGCCAAAUACCUAUGUACGUAAUUCAAAGCGGCAAACACUCCAGCAGCUUUUUCAGGACCAAUGGAAAUUUGAAGCACAUCAGUAACUUGAAACCGUGGUAUUUGUACGACGUGUUGACAGAGAAAUACGAAUGGAAUACGAAAGAAGCCAAGGCAUUCUCGUCAUUUCUAACACCUAUGUUGGACCUGGAUCAGGACAAUCGAGCUUCGGCGACCCAAUGUCUCUUAAACCCGUGGAUGUUGGCAUAACAUUUCGUAAUUCUGUUAUUCAUAAUAAUAUAUUAUCAUAAGUAGGUAGUUAUAGUGAAAUUUCCAUUAUUGUAUUAAAAUGUGUGUAUUUGAAAGGUUUUUUUUCUUUUUAAAAUUAUUUCACAAACAAAUCAUUUUAUAUUACAUACAUAAUAUAUGUUAUGUACAUAGUAAAAUAGUACCAAUUGUAAAAGCCCGAAUGUAUACUGCAUCUAUACAACACCAAUUAAGUUAUAUUAAAAUGUUGUUAAAAUAUAGAACAUACUCAUGUAUGACCAUGUAUUUUUUUUUUUUUUUUUUGAUAAAGAAAAAUAGAUGGAAAUUAUUAGAA
This is a messenger RNA of Aphis gossypii (cotton aphid), 1803 nucleotides long. Its product is annotated as SRSF protein kinase 3-like. NCBI's taxonomy places the organism in Eukaryota, Metazoa, Arthropoda, Insecta, Hemiptera, Aphididae. The transcript has 10 exons. The record is from RefSeq and is a predicted model, not a curated record. Gene Ontology annotation, biological process: protein phosphorylation; spliceosomal complex assembly; regulation of mRNA processing. Gene Ontology annotation, molecular function: ATP binding; protein kinase activity. The coding region runs from base 72 to 1472 and encodes 466 amino acids.